AUGGACAUCGUCAUGGGCGUCGUCAUGGGCGUCGUCAUGGGCGUCGUCAUGGGCGUCAUCAUUCCCGGCCGCUCGCCCAUCUCCUUCGACCAUGAGAUCGUCAUGAUGAACCACGUUUACAAGGAGAGGUUCCCCAAGGCGACGGCUCAAAUGGAGGAGCGUCUGGCCGAUCUGCUCUGCUCCUCGACCCCGGAUAAAGUGUGCCCGCUGGCCGACGGGGUCCUGAGCUUCAUCCACCACCAGCUGAUCGAGCUGUCCAGAGACUGCCUGGAGAAAAGCCGAGAGGGCCUCAUCACCUCGCGCUACUUCUACGAGCUGCAGGAGAAUCUGGAGAAGCUGCUGCAAGAUGCUCACGAGCGUUCGGAGAGCGUCGAGGUCACCUUCGUCAUGCAGCUCGUCAAGAAGCUGAUGAUCAUCAUCGCUCGGCCGGCUCGUCUGCUCGAGUGUCUGGAGUUUGACCCAGAGGAGUUUUACCACUUGUUGGAAGCAGCAGAGGGUCAUGCUAAAGAAGGCCAAGGCAUCAAGUGUGACAUCCCUCGAUACAUCAUCAGCCAGCUGGGCCUCACCAGGGAUCCCCUGGAGGAAAUGGCCCAGCUGAGCAGCUACGACAGCGGAAACCCAGAAACCCCCGAAACCGACGACUCAGUGGACAGUCGAGGAACGAGCGUGCCAGCUGUUCCUCCUCAGACUAAAACUAAAACACCUCGAGAGGAAGACUUCGAGAACAUCAAGCUCAUCAGCAACGGAGCCUACGGCGCGGUGUUCCUGGUGCGUCACAAAGAGACCCGCCAGCGUUUCGCCAUGAAGAAGAUCAACAAGCAGAACCUGAUCCUGAGGAACCAGAUCCAGCAGGCCUUCGUAGAGCGGGACAUCCUCACCUUCGCUGAGAACCCGUUCGUGGUCUCCAUGUUCUGCUCCUUCGAGACCCGGAGGCAUCUCUGCAUGGUGAUGGAGUACGUGGAGGGAGGAGACUGUGCCACCCUGCUGAAGAACAUCGGAGCUCUGCCGGUAGAUAUGGCUCGUAUGUACUUUGCAGAAACCGUCCUGGCGCUGGAAUAUCUUCACAACUACGGCAUUGUGCACCGAGACCUCAAACCUGACAAUCUUCUGAUCACAUCCAUGGGACACAUCAAGCUGACGGACUUCGGUCUCUCUAAGAUCGGUUUGAUGAGUCUGACCACGAACUUAUACGAAGGACACAUCGAGAAAGACACCAGAGAGUUUCUGGAUAAACAGGUGUGUGGUACUCCGGAGUACAUCGCCCCCGAGGUGAUUCUGCGUCAGGGCUACGGCAAGCCGGUGGACUGGUGGGCGAUGGGAGUCAUCCUGUACGAGUUCCUGGUGGGCUGCGCUCCGUUCUUCGGAGACACACCUGAGGAACUGUUCGGUCAGGUGAUCAGCGAUGAGAUCAUCUGGCCCGAGGAAGAUGAAGCUCUUCCUCACGAAGCUCAAGAUCUGAUCUGCAAACUGCUGAGACAGAAUCCACUGGAGAGACUAGGCACAGGAAGUGCGUUUGAGGUGAAGCAGCACUCGUUCUUCACAGAGCUCGACUGGAACAGCUUGCUGAGACAGAAAGCCGAGUUCAUCCCACAGCUGGAGUCAGAGGACGACACCAGUUACUUCGACACCCGUUCGGACCGCUACCACCACUUGGACUCGGAGGAGGAAGACGACACAAAUGAUGAAGAACACGUGGAGAUAAGACAGUUCUCUUCCUGCUCGCCUCGUUUCAGUAAGGUUUACAGCAGCAUGGAGCGUCUGUCCCUCCACGAGGAGAAGAGAACUCCUCCUCCAACCAAACGCAGCCUCAGUGAGGAAGGAGGAGACCGCAUGGACAGUCUGAGCGGACUCAAGUCCAGAGACCGAUCCUGGAUGGUGGGAUCCCCCGAAAUUCUGAGGAAGCGUCUGUCCGUUUCGGAGUCGUCCCACACAGAGAGCGACUCCAGUCCUCCUCUGACGGUCCGCAGACGCUGCUGCUCAGCCAUCAUCGAGAUGCCUCGCUUCGCCAUCUCCUCCGAGGAAGAAGGGCAGCCGGCAGCCGGUAAGAGUCCCAGCCUGCUGGGUCUGAGCGCGGUGAGAGGCCCACGCAGUGAAGAGCUCCCACUGGCCAUCCCAGAGCUCCCAGUAGAGAGAGAGCUGAAACUGGACGAGUCUCCAACGCCGAGCUCCACAUCCAGCCAGCAGAGCAAAGCCACGCUCACACCUGGUAGCUCAGGUGACGUGUGUGACCGCGGUAACGGUACGACAGGCGGAGCAUCUAAACCCUCCGCCUCCUCAGCAGCAGCAGCAGCAGCAGCAGACAGCGACUCUCCGUCCACGCCCAAGGCCAUCAGCGACCUGGCGGCUCGACGCGCUCGCCACCGGCUGCUGUCUGGAGACGCAGACAAACACACGACCACGCAGAGCUCCAGACCGCUCAACAAAGUCAUCAAGUCAGCCUCCGCCACCACGCUGUCACUCAUGAUCCCUGCAGAUCACCACGGAGCCUCCCCAUUGGCCAGCCCGAUGUCUCCUCACUCCCUGUCGUCCAACCCGUCGUCUCGGGACUCGUCUCCGAGCCGCGACCUCAGUCCGGCCGUGACGAGCGUGAAGCCGGCCAUCAUCAUCCACAGAGCGGGAAAGAAGUACGGCUUCACUCUGAGAGCCAUCCGAGUUUACAUGGGAGACUCUGACAUCUACACGGUGCAUCACAUGGUCUGGCAUGUGGAGGAGGGCGGUCCGGCCCACGAUGCCGGUCUGAGGGAAGGAGACCUGAUCACUCACGUUAACGGAGAGCCGGUUCACGGUCUGGUUCACACUGAGGUGGUGGAGCUCAUCCUGAAGAGCGGAGCUAAGGUGUCGAUCGCUGCCACGCCGUUCGAGAACACGUCCAUUAAGAUCGGACCAGCGAGGAAGACGGGACAUAAAUCCAAGAUGGCGAGACGCAACAAGAAGACCAAGACCAAGGAGGGACAGGACAGUAAGAAGAAAACGUCUCUGUUCAGGAAGAUCACCAAACAAGCGUCUCUGCUUCACACCAGCCGGAGUCUCUCCUCUCUGAACCGCUCCCUCUCUUCUGGAGAGAGCGGCCCCGGCUCCCCCACACACAACCUCUCCCCCCGCAGCCCCACGCAGGGCUACAGGUCCACACCCGACUCCACACACUCAGUCGGUGGAAACUCGUCUCAGAGCAGCUCUCCCAGCUCCAGCGUCCCGAACUCUCCGGCCAGCUCGGGUCACAUCCGACCGAGCUCCCUUCACGGCCUCGCCCCGAAGCUCCAGCGCCAGUACCGCUCCCCCCGCCGCAAAUCCGCCGGGAACAUCCCUCUCUCCCCUCUGGCCCGGACCCCCUCCCCGACUCCUCAGAGCAGCUCCCCUCAGCGCUCCCCCUCUCCCCUCCCCAGCCACGCUCUGGCCCAGGCGGCGGUGGGUCAAUCCUUCCCGGUGAAGCUCCACUCGUCGCCCCCGCUGGUGAGGCAGAUAUCCAGGCCGAAGAGCGCCGAGCCCCCUCGGUCUCCGCUCCUGAAGAGGGUUCAGUCUGCGGAGAAGCUCGCCUCCUCGCUCACCAGCUCGCCUGCAUCGACCUCUGGAGCGGCGGCAGCAGCAGCAGCAGCGGCAGCGGGGGAGAAGAAGAUGGCAGUAGGGGCGACUGUCGGGAGCCGAAAACACAGUUUGGAUAUCUCCCACUCGGAGUUUAAGAAGGAGAUUCUGCAGAGAGAGCCGAGCCUGCAGAGCCUUCAGGAAUCAGCCAGCGAGGGUCUUCUGUCCUCAGCGGGUCGCGGCGUAGAGAAGGGCAGUCUGCAGAAACACUCGUCUUCAUCCAGGAAGUUAGGUCGUCAGGAAGGCGACGGCUCCCUCGGCUCCGUGUCCGGCUCGCUGGGUCUUGCCCCCGGAAAGAGCAAGCUGAAGGACAAGCUGUCGGCCAUCCGCCAGGACCGGGCCGAGCGGCGGGAGUCUCUGCAGAAGCAAGACGCCAUCCACGAGGUCGACUCCUCCGAGGACGAGACGGACGAGGGCUCCGAGGACAGCCAGGACGGACGCAGGGGGGCGACUUUCACCCCUCCUCCUUUACUGAGGCCUACGACAGUGAGGACGGGACCUGGAGGCACGCUGCCGUCCCUCUGCCUGUCCCCCUGCACUCCUCACGCCACCUUCAGCCACACGGGGGCGUCGCAGAUCGGCAGGCCCACUCCCUCGCACACGCUCCCCUCGGUCGCUGAAACCAAACCUGGGCAGAGCUCCUCCUCUUCCUCCUCUGCAGGGGUGAAAGACGGGAGCUUGGAAAACGGCGUAAGACAAGAGAGGAAAGUUCUGGAGCCGAGCGUCCCCCCUAAACCCUCUCAGGGCCCCCUACCCUUCUCCACUCCAGGCAGUGCGUUCAUCUCAGUCAGCAAGGACACCUUCCUCAAGCCGAACCCUCCGCAGGAUUUAAAGACCCUCAGGGGGAAGACCUGUGCACCGGAGCCGAAAGCAGAAGCGGACAGCUCUAAAACGACCACUCCCACCUCCACCACUUCGUCUACUACAGACUCCCAAAGCGCCACGACUACACCAGAGACCCCCCGCACUUCCUGUUCCUCUCCAGGAAUCCCCAAAGAGAAGAAAGAGGCAGAUAACCGCCGGCUGUGUGCCGCCGCCGCCGCCAGUCUGACCACAUCUCCUGGAUCUUCCUCUCCUGGAUCCAGCUCUGGUUCAAGCUCCGCUCAAGCUCCACCAGCAGCUGAGAGCUCCACCAGCGGCGUGGAUAAAGUCGUUUCCCAGCUCGCCACGGUGGCUAAAAGCGUCCUGGGUCCCGUUAAGCUCUGCGGUCCUGCGGAGAAGACGUCAAAAGAGCAGAAACCAUCCAGAAGUGGAACACCAGAAGUCCCUCCAGCUGACCCGCUCUCGUUCCCCGCCAGGCAGGUCUCAACGCCUCAGCCUCAGUCUCCUCAGCUUUCAGAGCCGCCGAGCAGACAGAAAAGCCCGUCACCGUCUGCACCGACACGACCGGCCAGAUCUCCGGCGGCUCCAGAAAGAACCACGUCUGGAUCUGCAGGUGGAGAAAGCGCCGCCACAUCUGUACCUGGGUCAACAUCUGCAUCUGCAUCUGCACAGCGGCUCGUCGUAGCAGCCGCUCAGCCUGCAGCAGUCAACUCCAGCCACGCCUCCUCCUCCUCCUCCUCCUCCUCCUCCUCCUCUGCUGCAGCAUCUGAGCCCCAACGCAAGAGGUCCGAACCCCAGACGUCAACUUCAACAACCGCCGCCUCCACCUCCGCCUCUUCCUCCGCCUCCUCGCAACAAGAUAAAACAACCAGCAAGAAGACGUAG
This is a messenger RNA of Scomber japonicus (chub mackerel), 5286 nucleotides long. RefSeq names its product microtubule associated serine/threonine kinase 2 (gene mast2). Gene Ontology annotation, cellular component: microtubule cytoskeleton. Gene Ontology annotation, biological process: intracellular signal transduction; peptidyl-serine phosphorylation. Gene Ontology annotation, molecular function: magnesium ion binding; protein serine/threonine kinase activity; ATP binding. The record is from RefSeq and is a predicted model, not a curated record. Lineage: Eukaryota; Metazoa; Chordata; Actinopteri; Scombriformes; Scombridae.